AUGCCGGGCUCUCAGGAGGCGAGUCUGGAUGAGGAUGCAGUGUUCCUGCCGGUAAAGCCGUCUUCGCCGGAGUUCCUCUACUCAGAGCUAGAGCGACAUUCCAUGGAGAAACUCCUGUGUGAAGGUCCCAGAGCUUUCUACAACUCUGUCGGCGCAGAGCUCUCUGGCUCCUUUCUGUCUCCCGAUGAGGUUAGCGAAAUAACCAGCUGGGUUCAGGACUUUCACUUUACCCCACUGCAAAAAGAGGAGAAUGGAGGGAACGUCAACCCAGAUGAAGCGGACCUCACCUCCUCCUACUUCCCGUCCUACUCAGAUGUGCCCGCUCCAGGUUUGGUGUUGGGCUGGCCUGAGGCGCCUUGGGUGCGCAUGGAAAACGUUGCAGUCUACACAAAUCCCCCCGCCGAGGGAGAACCUUCUAUCAGAGAGGUCAUCCGACGACAUCUGCAGAAGGCCAGCCAAGUACUUGCCAUUGUGACUGACCGACUGACAGACAGCACUAUCAUUGGGGAUUUACAUGACGCAGCCUCCAGGGGUGUCCCGGUUUACAUUAUCCUCAACCAACGAACUGUUGAGGAGAAGUACACACUCCACAGGCUGGGACAUCCGAACAUUCAGGUUCGUAUACUUGGAGGUAAAAGCUUCUGUUCAAGCAAGGGAAAGAUGAUGGCUGGGGAGUUGAAAGACAAAUUCAUUCUGGUGGAUUUGGUGACAGUAAUUCAUGGUAGCUACAGCCUCGCAUGGACUGAUGCUCACUUACACCGACAUCUCAUCACUGUUGUCAAUGGCUCAGCUGUGGACAGCUUCGACAAAGAGUUUCGGACCCUGUUUGCGGCGUCUGCCCAGGUUCCCAACUUGUUGCAGUAUGCUGUUCCCCACGUGGAAAUGACUGAGCAACAAAACGACUUCAAAGACCCUAGCCCUCCAAGACACUUCCACGUAACUCAAGAGAUCUUCAACCCUCCUUCGCCACCGAUGGACACCCAUCUGGACUGGGAGGCCAUGGGUGUUAUUACCAGAGAAAGCUUCCCGGAUAGUCUUUUUGAAGACACAGAAAUUGAGGAAAAGGAAACACCCUUGCAUACUGAUGUGAAGUUUGAUAAAAACACACUCGUUUUGGAUACUUAUAGUCAAAAUGGAUUUCACCCUAUGACCAUGAGAAGGGUGUGGGACAGCUCUCCAAUGAUAAACAGUAUGCCAGACAAUGCAAACAUUUCCAAUUGGUCAGAACAUCAGACAGAACAAGCUGCUUUCCGACAGUUCUCUACAGAAGACAGAGCAAUGUCAGCGUGGCGCGACAACAGAGACAGAGACUUGGGGCAAAACGAGUUUUUAUUUUCCUCGAUGAGGGAAAGGCGCAGUGCAAGGCCCGAUCCCAAUGUGAAAGAGGAGAGCGGCUUCGACGACAUCAGCCCUGGCAUAGAAAACAUAGCCGCCUCAAGAAAGCCCUUAAUCCUGAGGGUGCCGCAAUCCGAGAGCUUCCACUCCCUGAAUGACCUCAUAAAGAGGUUUAAACCUCAGAAUAACAGAGCAGAACUAUUUAGGAAAGGCUCAAGUACCAAUAUGUCCAAGAUGACCCAGUCCAUGGUGGACCUCCACACGGAUACACCCGGCGCUGACCCAACUCCAGAUGAGCAAAGAUUCUCUGUACCGAAGCUCAAUUCCAAAUAUCAUGACCCAGACCAGAUGACACCAGGCUUAAUCCUGAUGAAAAGGAGGAACGAUGUGAUCAAGUCAGCCCUGCAAAGAAUUCCACAGGCUUCUAAACCUAGACCUCGGAGCUUCGCCCUGGAUUUGAGUUGGAGGCCUCUAAGGGAAAGAAAAGGGGAAGAGGAAUGAGCUGGCGUAUCAUAUAACAAAGCUCUAUCUGUCUUGAAAGGAACUGUAAAACCUCUGUUACCUCUGUAGUAUUAAACACCCGAACAAGAAAAAACUUAACGGUACUCAAAUCAAGAAGUGUCUUGACUUUAUUUUUGUGGACCCGUGUUUAGCAUGUCUCCCUCACUGUUGUGGCAUUUGGGCUUGGAAUCUCAGCUUCAGCCUUCACGUUGGAGUUCUCAUGUUGUCCUGGUAGUCUAGCCUCCUGCCGCAUCCCAAAAGCAUACAUGUUAGGUUAAUUGAAGACUCCAAAUUGUGCACAGGUGUGAACGUGAGGGUGACAGCUUGUUUGUCUAAAAUAGCCUUGUGAUUGACUGCCCAACCAGUUCAGGGUGACCCUGCUUGCCCCACCCCAAAUCAGCUAGGAUAGUCUGCAGCUCACCUGUAACUCUAAUGAGGACAAUUGUCCCCAUUGUGGGACAAAUAAAGGAUAUCUUAUCUUAUCUUAUCUUAUUUUUCUUGUAUUACCUGUAACAUGUCAAAUGAUGUGAUUCUGUUUUUUUUUUUAAUAUGCUGGCAUGCGAUGAUUUUAACUACGUGAUAACUGCGAGGCCUCUCUGUGUAAAUGUGAUUGAAUUAAUGUGCCCUUUACGAUAGAAAAUGGGUCAGUGGAUUGCAAUUUAUAGCAGUAGUGCGUAUUUGUGGUUAGCAUGUCUGACUCACCGGCAAGAGGUUAAACCCUCAGCUUUCAUUUUAUCUAAGUACUAUGGCUUCCUCCCACGUUCCACAAACAUGAGUCUUAGGUUAAUUGAAGAAUGCAAAGUGUCCAUAAGCAUGAAUGUGAGUGUGAGAGAUUGUCUUUCGGUGUGUGCUGUAUGCAAAUUGAUGGUGAGGAAUCCAAAGGAUACAUUCCUUCUCUUGCCCAAAUGUUGGUCCAAAAAUGAUGGAUGCAUAGGAGGAAAACAUGCAAACUCCACACAAGAAGGCGGGAGAUAAGAUUUGAACCAAGAACUUCAGAGAUGUGAGGUUGACAUGUUCAUGACACCUUCACUGUGCUUCGUACUUUGAAAAUAUUUCUAACAUACGUGUACACUUCAUGCUUCCCACAAAUGACAUAAGUACACUUCAGUCUUGAGUUGACAAUCGUGUCUGAUGUGAAGCAGUGCUUUUUAAUAUUAGCCAUGAUUAUCUGAAAUGUAUGCAGCACCAGAGACCAUAGAUGUGAAUCGGGAUUUUCCUCAUUUGUUUAAACUUUUAAAUAAGCUUCUCCCCUUUUCUCAAAGCAUAUGUAAAAACAUAUUUACGUAAAUGUAACAUCACUUCGGGGUUCCUUGUACAGUAUUCCCACUAUAAAUAUCCUCACUUAUUGUCGUUCCGUGAGCUCAUUACUGUACUGAAUUACUUAAAUUAAUAAAAGAAUCAACGAAACACUCCCUUGUCGUACAA
Hippocampus zosterae (dwarf seahorse) is the source of this 3261-nucleotide messenger RNA. RefSeq names its product family with sequence similarity 83 member E (gene sack1e). The coding region runs from base 1 to 1836 and encodes 611 amino acids. Gene Ontology annotation, biological process: epidermal growth factor receptor signaling pathway. The transcript has 8 exons. Lineage: Eukaryota; Metazoa; Chordata; Actinopteri; Syngnathiformes; Syngnathidae. The record is from RefSeq and is a predicted model, not a curated record.